UGCAGUGCUGUGCUUCAAGUUGUCGUCCGCAACACAGCAGCUGCUCUCUAGCAGACCACCACCACCCAUGUCGUCUGCUUCUGCCGCCGGCGCUUCCGCCGACGCACCGGUGCAAGUACUCGAGGACUUCGCCGGCUUGGUCCAGCUCCUCAGCGACGGGACGGUCACCCGACGGUCGGACGCCAACGGCCUCCCGGUCCCUUCCUCCCCGCCGACCCUGUCCGCGGAGUGGAAGGACGUCGUGUACAGCCCGAACCACGGCCUCAAGCUCCGCAUUUACAGGCCAGUUGCUGCUUCCUCUGCCGCCGCGGAGCUGAACGUCGAGGGAGACGAUGCUCCCGCGAAGCUCCCGGUGCUCGUGUACUUCCACGGCGGCGGGUUCUGCGUCCGCAGCUUCGACCAUCCCAACUUCCACGCGUGCUGCCUCCGCCUGGCGGGCGAGCUCCCGGCCCUCGUCAUCUCCGCUGGGUACCGCCUCGCGCCCGAGAACCGCCUCCCGGCCGCGCACGACGACGCGCGGACCCUCGUGUCGUGGCUCCGCGCCCAGGCCGCCGCGGCGCCCGACACCUGGCUCGGCGAGCAAGCGGACUUCGGCAGGGUGUUCUUCGCCGGCGACUCGGCCGGCGGGAACAUCGCCCACCACGUCGCCGUCGCGCUCGGGUCCGGCCUGCUCGGCGUCGCCCCCGCGCGCGUCUCGGGGUACGUGCUGCUCUGGCCGUUCUUCGCCGGCGUCGAGAGGACCCGCUCCGAGGCGGAGUCCCCGCCUGGCCCGUUCGUGACGCUGCCGGUGUACGACCAGUUCUGCCGCCUGUCGCUGCCGGCAGGGGCCACGAGGGACCACCCGGCGCUGAACCCGUUCGGGCCGGAGAGCCCCGCGCUCGACGCCGUGGCGCUCCCGCCGGUGCUCGUGGUGGUCGCGGAGCACGACCUGCUGCGCGACCGCGCCGCGGGCUACGUCGCGAGGCUGGAGGCCAUGGGCAAGCCGGUGGAGCUCGUCGAGUUCCAGGGGCAGCACCACGGAUUCUUGCCCGUGGACCCGUGGGGCGACGCAGGGGGCGAGCUGAUCCGUGUCGUCAGAAGGUUUGUCUACGGCGGCGCAUCGCGCAAUUAGGACGUGAAGGAUUGUCUCGUGGAGUCAUGGUUGUGAACGCUGCGAUCAAAUCAGCGAACUGAGACAAUUCCUUUUAUCAUGUGUUAUCUGCAGAGCUUUGUUACAAAAUUAGAAAAGUGUUACGGGGGAAAAGAUUGAUAUGUAAA
Messenger RNA from Panicum virgatum (switchgrass), 1257 nucleotides. Its product is annotated as probable carboxylesterase 15. Lineage: Eukaryota; Viridiplantae; Streptophyta; Magnoliopsida; Poales; Poaceae. The record is from RefSeq and is a predicted model, not a curated record. Bases 68 to 1111 code for a protein of 347 amino acids. The transcript has a single exon. Gene Ontology annotation, molecular function: hydrolase activity.